AUUAAUGCAGCCAUACGGCGGCGCAGGAAAACCGGAGCCGAGCGUCGAGGCUUAAAGAGACAUCAGUGAGAAAGCGGAGAAAAAAAUGAGCACGGCUUCAAGAAAACGGCGAUAAAACCCCGGUAAACGGCGGGGAUGGAGCUUAACACUCACAGCUGCUAGAUGUUCUGGAGAGUUCUGAAUGGUUCCUGCCAAAGCUGACCGGCGGCUUACAAGACUGUACGGCUUGAGGAAUGUCCGAAGCAGUUUUGGAGAUUCACCAAGAGGAGAGGAUGACGAGGAUGGAUCCUGCCAGCAGGCCUGGUCUCGGCUGCAGUAGCUAGGAUUGUACGGUGGAGAAGUUGCGAUCGCGUCUGUUGGAGCAUGUUCCCUGAAGUUGGCGUUGGUUUUUGAGAAGAAUGCGAAACCUGGAGACACCUCUGGAGUAUCUGCUUUAAACUGGAUGUUUAUUCUUCAUAAACCUGCAAGAUAUCCCAACUCAUUGGCUAUUAAAGCAACAGUUGGUAACCCCAUAAUCCUCUGAAUUCCACUCCUCCAUCCCGCCUCCCCCCAUUCCCCUAUCACUCGACGUUUUGGUGGCUCUGUGAUUUUAUGGCAGUGGAGUAAUCGUGGAGAGGCCAGGGUAUCACAAGCUUAUGGAUUUUGAUAAGAGAGGUGGAGGAGGGGGGAAGGGGGAGGUGGAGGAAGGGAAGAGAAUGUCUAAGACUGGAAGCAGGACAGGUCAUGGGAGCCGAAGCUCCACCACCAAUUCGGGGGUUCUCAUGGUCGGCCCCAACUUUCGGGUUGGGAAGAAGAUCGGCUGUGGGAAUUUUGGCGAGCUUCGGCUCGGCAAGAACCUCUAUACCAACGAAUAUGUGGCCAUAAAACUGGAGCCGAUCAAAUCCAGGGCACCUCAGCUCCACCUCGAGUACAGGUUCUACAAGCAGUUGGGGAAUUCAGAGGGCGUUCCUCAGGUGUACUAUUUUGGUCCGUGUGGGAAAUAUAACGCCAUGGUUCUGGAGCUGCUGGGGCCCAGUUUGGAGGACCUGUUUGAUCUGUGUGACCGAACCUUCUCCCUCAAGACUGUCCUCAUGAUCGCCAUCCAGCUGAUCACACGGAUGGAAUACGUACACACCAGGAGUUUGAUCUACAGGGACGUCAAGCCUGAGAACUUCCUGGUGGGCAGGCCCGGCAGCAAGCGGCAGCACACCAUCCACAUCAUUGACUUUGGGCUGGCCAAAGAGUACAUCGACCCCGAGACCAAAAAACACAUCCCCUACCGGGAACACAAGAGCCUGACUGGAACUGCACGCUACAUGAGCAUCAACACACACCUGGGCAAAGAGCAGAGCAGGCGAGAUGACUUGGAGGCUUUGGGUCAUAUGUUCAUGUAUUUCCUGCGGGGCAGCCUGCCCUGGCAAGGCCUGAAGGCUGACACACUGAAAGAGCGCUAUCAGAAAAUAGGAGACACAAAAAGAGCGACUCCCAUUGAAGUGCUGUGUGAAAGCUUCCCAGAAGAAAUGGCCACCUACCUGCGUUAUGUGAGAAGACUGGACUUCUUUGAGAAACCGGAUUAUGAUUAUUUACGCAAACUCUUCACGGACCUUUUUGACAGAAAUGGCUACGUCUUCGAUUACGAGUAUGACUGGGUCGGCAAAACUCUGCCAACACCAAUAGGACCCAUUCCCAGUGACACACCACUUCAGCCCAGCAGAGAUAAAGCACAGCAGCAGACCAAAAACCAGUCGCCAGAACCCAAAGGAAGUGAAUCCCAGCCGACUCCUGUCACCAACAGAGAGCUCCUGGGGUCGCACCUCACAGCUGAUAGGCUGGGGGGCUCUGUCCAGGUAAUGAGUUCCACGAACGGUGAGGUGAACACAGAUGACCCCACAGCAGGUCAUUCAAACGCCCCUAUUACUGCCCCUGCUGAGGUGGAGGUCGCCGACGAUACAAAGUGCUGUUGCUUUUUCAAGAGGAGGAAGAGGAAAGCGCUUCAGCGGCACAAGUGAGGAAGAUGAGACGGCCCGAGGGACGUUCCAGCACUCACAGACACUGUGCUGCAGUCUCAAUCAAAACCACACAAACCUACGACUGAGUUUAAUACAGGAACAUGACUGGAGCUGAGGGCGUGGCCAGCUUUCUUAUUUUUGUGUGUGUAUGGAUGUAUGUGUGUGCAAUUUCUGAACGCUCGAGAACUGAACUGCGAAAAACACACACACACACACACACACACACACACAUAUUUACACACAAAUACACACACACACACACACAUAUUCACACACACUGCCUCUGGUGCGGUGUCACAGAGGAGAACCCCUGCUGCCGUCUUUUAAAGGAAGCGCUGAGAGGAAUAUAGGAAGUAUAUUUGUACCACAGGUGGAUCGCGAGCGGAGACUGAGCUAAACGCAGAUGGACGCUUUAAACUUGUAUUUUAGAUCACAUGGAAAAAAGAAACCUCUAUCGGAAGAUUUAAUGACAAAAAAAAAAUGUCUAAUCACACACACACACACACACACACACACACACACACACACACACAUUGUGGAUGAGUAAGAGAUGUACUCCAUGUUUUUAAUUUUAUGGGAUCAAAGAGUGAAAGGUGAGAACGCCGUGCCCCCCCACAGUCUGCUUCUGUGAAUUGGUCCUUUUUUUUUUUUUUUGUAAUUUAAAAUGAAGUUGUUUUUGAAGCUCGACGGACCCGGAGUUAAAAAGUUGUGUUUGUGUGUGUGUGUGUGUGUGAAUGUGUGUGUGUGAAUGAUACCCCACCUCCUCCCCCUUUCCUUCUUUAACAAUUGACUUGAGUGGUCUAUUUUUGAUGCCCCACAGAUGCUCAAAUCACUUUCUCUUAAAUGUCCAUUAAAUGCAACUGAAUUCUUAGUUGAAUGGAAAUGAUCCUUUAUUGAAUCGAACCCAACACCUAAUCCUAACCACACCAUAUUAGUUUUUUUUUUUAAGGUUUAAAUUGUAAGGUUAAAGUUAAGGCCCUUUCUUAAUGAGGACACAUUUUUUCUGAUAUAAUGUUUAAAGUUCAGUAAAACCUUCACACAAAAUGUUUUUUAAUAAUUUUUGUGACACGGUUUUGUAUUUUGCUGUCUGAAAACAGGGCUACACACUCCAUAGCUCUCAUAAAUGUCCAUUUAUUAAUUUUAUACGUUAUUUUUCUUUUAUCUGCUCUUCAUUUUGCUUUAUCUCUCUCUAUCUGUUGCAAAAGUUCUUUUUUUCGACGAGAAAAACAGCAAAACAACAGUAAUCGGCCCUUUAAUCAGGCAUUUAAAUGGAUUUUUAAAAGGUAAAUAAGAGUUUUUUUCUGGGAUUAAAAUAUCUGCGCCGCAGAACGGUGCAGGACUGAGGUGCACAGUUUUCUAUACAGCGUUUACAAGCACGUGCCCGACCAUGUAAAUGUAAAUGAAGGCCAUGCGGUUACCUCGUGCUUACUCCUGUAUCGCUGUAUCCUGAUAUUGUUCUCAUAGGCAAUGUAUCGUGUGGUAUCAUAAUAUGAGAAGCCCUGUGAUUCCCACGCCUGCUCAUUUCUUUGGCACAGAUAGCUCAAAAGGCACCUGUUCUGUGUGUGUGGUGCUUGUAUGUGUGGGAAGUCGCAGCCUGCUGUUUCCUGAUUGGCUGGACACAUUAAAGUUGAGCUCUGCUGAACUUUUUCGCCAGACUGCGAGGCUGCGUGGACACGUACAGUUUGAUUUGGGGUUGGAUUUUAUUCACAGGGUUCGUACGGUCAUUAAAAAAAACCUGGAAAAGUCAUGUAGUUUUAAAAUAGCUAUUUCCAAGCCUGGAUGAGUUUUUGAAAACUAAAAAUACCCAGAAAGUUUUAGAAAAGUCUUGGAUAUUAGGUCUACAAAUCUUUUUUUUUUUUUUUUAGUUUAUUGAUGGAGAAAAUCUGUGAAAAUCUGCUGUGAACAUCACCUUUUAGUGAUGUGGGGAGAGAGCUCCAUCUACCCACCCGGAGGGAGCAGGGCCAAUUUUGCUCUCUCUGAGCGUCGGCAGCUUAAUGGCAAAGCUGCAUGAGCGGGGGUUCGAACCUGCGACCUCCUGCUUAUAGUGGCAGCGCUUUAGACCACUGGACCACUCGGCACCCUCGAUUUUAGUUUUGAUUAUAGUUUUAGUGAUUUUUUUUAAUUUUUUUUUUAGUCCAUGUCUGCAUUGAUGUUUUCAUGAACUUAAUGAAAUAAUCAUGAAAGUGUAUUGGUUAAAACGUGUAUGAACUCUGAUUCAGAAUCAUUGAGAAUCAUUCAGCUUCAGAGUUCAGUUGCAUUUAGCAGAUAUUCAGUUGAAUGUUCAGCAUCUAUGAGUCAUCUAUAAUGGACUAUUCAAAUAAAGUGACAAUUAAAUUUUUAUUUCAUCUCUCUCGUCGGUUAUGUGCAAACAGCAGGUAACAAUGGGGCCAAUUUGUGACACAAACAUUGUAUUAUUAUUUUUAUUGAAACAGAGACUUCAGUUUAAAUAUUUGAGCUGUUAUCUUGUUAUCCCACCACUGAAACCCUUAUUCACUUCUGUCGUCCAUUUUCCCGUCUACUUCCUGUGAAUGUGGGUGGUGCGAUGUGGGUGGUGUGGCCAAAAUUUGAACAAAAUUGAAAUGAUCAGAUUGAAUGCGUGUUUGCUGUUUACACUGCCACACAGAAAACACAUCUGUCACAUAUGAACCAAAAAGAUCAGAUUUGGAUCUCUUUUACCUGCUGUGUGAACAUAGCCUUAUUACGUUUCCGUUUCCCCUCCCCCUCCCUGUGGAUGUGGUGGUGUGGCACAGUGGCUGGUCUCAGGUACUGUGGAGGACGGAGAGGACGACUUGGCAUCUCUCAUUGCUUUUAUUUUUUUGUUAUUUUUUCAAUUGCACUUUGAAAAGGAGGAGAAACGAGAAAAUAUUAAUGUUUUAACAAAGGAAAUUCCACUAAUGUUCAGAUUUCUUCUAGAAUCUGUAAAAAGUCAGUCAGAUUCUGAGUCUGGGUUUGGGUUUGGUGUGAAAUUGUGCUUUGUUUUAGAGAAAUUACCAUUACCGUUUUAUUUACAGGUGCAUCUCAAAAAAAUAUAUAUAGAGAAUAUCAUUGAAAAGUUACUUUAUUUCAGUAAUUCAGUUCAAAAUGUGAAACUCAUAUUUUAUAUAGAUGUAUUAAACACAGAGUGAUCUACUGUAAGUGUUUAUUUUAUCUUUUAUUGUUGAUGAUUAUGGCUUACAGCUAAUGUAAUUUUUCCAGUGUGGGCAGUGUGCCAAGUCCUGCUGGAAAAUGAAAUCUGCAUCUCCCUAAAAGUUGUCAGCAGAGGGAAGAAUAAAGUGUGAAGUUUCCACAAUCAGUGAUGGUUUGGAGAGACAUGUCAUCUGCUGGUGUUGAUCCACUGUGUUUUAUUAUCAAGUCUAAAGUCAGUGCAGUUUUGUUUUCCUACAAAAUCUUACAGCACUUCAUGCUUCCCUCUGCUACUGACAACUUUUAUGGAGAUGUGGAUUUCAUUUUCCAGCAGGACUUGGCACACUGCCCACACUGCCAAAAGUACUAAUUGGUCUUAAAUAAUAUUCUAAUUUUCUGAGACACUGAUUUUUGGGUUUUUAUUAGCUGUAAGCCAUAAUCAUCAACAAUACAAGAAAUAAACACUUAAAAUAGAUCACUCUGUGUGUAAUACAUAUAUAUGAUUUAUGAGUUUCACAUUUUGAACUGAAUUACUAAAAUAAAGUAACUUUUCAAUUCUAUUCAUAUUUUUUGAGGCAACAUGGUAAAAUAGUGUAUCAUGAUAUAUUUAAAGAGAUGUUCACAGUAUUUAUCAUGAUAUGUGUAUUUACAGUCAAAAUGCUUCAGUAGUGACGUGUUUUUUUUAAAUACUCUUCCAUACUGAGUACAUAAUUUCUAUUCAAAAUAUACUACAAUUUAUCCAGUUAAACCAAUUAUAACUAAAUACACUCUCUGUAAUGAAAUGUAAAGAUUCGGUCAGUGUUCCCUGAGCUCUAGUAUUAAUAACCUUAAUAUUAUUUAAAAAAUAUAUAUAUUAGGAAAUCAUCAUAUUGCCCACCUCUUAUCUAAGCCAUCCAGAGAAAGGCUUCUUUGAGACUUUAUAAACAAAAAUCACUAUUUAUUUAAGAGCUGUAAGUGGAAAGGAACCUUUAAAUAGUUAUGAAACUUUUUUUUAUAUUGACUUGAUGAAGGUUCUUCUCUUAAACACAUUUUACAAAACGUUUCAUUGUAGAACCAACAUUGGAUCUUUUUUUUUUUGGAACCUUUGGAAAUGGUUCCAGUCUAUUUGUGAACAGCCUUUUAACUGGUUAGGAACCUUUAUAUUGAUUCCUCAAGCCUUUAUCAGGUUCUCUACAAAAAAUAUAAUUAAACCAGAACCAGAAACGGUUCUUCUGUGGCAUUAGUCAAUGAUUCUGUUAAGUCAACUUAAGACUUAAGUCAAAAUAAGAGGUUGUUUAAGAAAUGCAGGAGAAUAACUCUUAAGAUUUCAUUUUUGAGGAAGCUCUGAGUGAAAAACCUUUAAAUAAUUAUAGAAACCUUUUAUACAUUGACUUCUUUAGGCUUUUAAAUGGUUCUUUGUGCAUAUAUAUAUCGUUUUACAGAAAUUUUAAGUUUAUUAAACUGUUUAUUUCCCAUUAACAAAACUGAACCAUCUCACUGAGACCUGUGAGAGAUGGUGGUCUUGGUCCAGUCCCAAACCAACUAGUGCAGUUCUAUUUGUGGUGAGAAUGUGAUCCAACCUGAGUAUUAUUUAUACUCCUCAUGUUUGAGCUAAACAGCUGUUCAGGUGCAUUUUAACCUGAUUUAUUACCCAGAUAAUUACUACACCUAUAAUCUAUUGCCAUCUCUGCUGCUGCUUCAUGCUGAACUACAUUUUAAUAUGUGCUAGUCCAGAGCGCAACAUAGACCCUCUUCCUGUAUUUACUUUAUUAACCCCGCCCCAGAAUGCUCUGACCAAUAAGCAGAGAUAAUAGGACAAUGUGGUUGUUUAUGACACAUAAUUUUUCUCUUCUUGCAGUUUACCUUGUGUCAAUCCAAACCAAACUAAACCAAGAGGAAAACGCUUUAAGCUAACAAACCUGUUAACUAAUGCAGACAAAUGAAACUGUGAAAAAGUAAAAACUCUCUUAAACAACCUUUUAUAUCAAUUACUUUACCACAAGAUAGAAAUUAUUUGUACUGUUUACACUUACAGCUCACUAACAAAUAGAGCAAAGACCCUUUACUGGUCAAAAACAAUUACAUAUUCCUCUUUAAACCUAUGAAAUGUAAUUUACACAUACACAAUUGUUUUUUUGUGGAAACAGAAAUAUUAACACAUGCUAAUUUUUUUAAGUAUUUUAAGAGUGUACCCAGUACUCUUAAGGCUAUGUUUUCCUUACAGUUGAGAAUCUCCUUUCAAAAGGCUUUUCCUGGACCCACAAAAAAAAAAUCACUUUUUUUUUUUUUUUUUUUUACAUUAGUAAAGAUGCUUUUAAACGUUUUUCUUUACACUCAACAUUUUUCAGGUUCUUGUUCUCUAUUGUUUUUGUCUUUUAAUACAGAGGUCUUUAGAUCUGGGCCUUGAAUCUGGUUUCCAGAUUUUGUUCUCACUGAAAGUUAACAGAACAGUUGAUGUGAUUUAUUGCCCUGUUUACACCUGGUCCCUUGUUGUGACUGAUUAGUAUUGAAUGCGUCUCUGAAAGUCGACCUCUUGAAGCGGUUUGAAUUAUCAAAUUUAAAUCUCUUGAGUUUAUCCACAAAUAAUCCUGAUAUUUAAACCCUGUUUACACCUGAUCACUUUAAGUGUUUUAAGUUUCAUAUCUACCACAAAUUACAAAAUCCCAGACUGGAAACUGGAUUCAGGGUCUGAAGAUGUGAAGACCUGUGGUACUGUUGUAUUGUUUGAAGGACCUUUUGCGGCACAUACAGGUGCAUCUAAAAAAAAUAUAUAUACCAUAGAUGUAUUACACACAAAGUGAUCUAUUUUUUUUAAGUGUUUAUUUAUUUUAAUAUUGAUGAUUAUGGCUUACAGCCAAUGAAAACCCAAAAUACAUAAUCUCAGACAAUUAGAAUAAUAUUAUAUAAGACCAAUUGGUAUUUUUGGCAGUGUGGGCAGUGUGCCAAAUCCUGCUGGAAAAUGAAAUUCGCAUUUUUCACCACUGAUUUUUGGGUUUUCCUUGGCUGUAAGCCAUAAUGAUCAACAAUAAAAGAAAUCAACGCUUAAAAUAGAUCACUCUGUGUGUAAUACAUCUGUAUGAUAUAUGAGUUUCACAUUUUUUAAACUGAAUUAUUGAAAUAAAGGCAUCAUUUUAUGCAUCAGGUAGUGUAUUUAUCAGGUUUAAUACUUAAAUAAAUCUCUGAGAAGCUUUUAGAGCAUCAGAUGUUCAACAUUUCACACCGAAUCCACUCUGACUUGACUCUGUUCACACCUAAACUGGUUUAUUCUGCGUAGAAUUUGGAUUAUUUGUGGAAUUAUCCUUGUUGCUGAUCAUUUCUACAGCAGGAACAUAUGUUCUGACGUUCUGAUAUUUUCUAGGUUUGAUAUGGAUGAUGAUUUGUGCUUUUUUUUUGUUGUUUUUGUUUCGUUUUUUUCCCUCCAUAUUAGUUUACAUUACUGGGAAACAUAGUUCGUGCCUUUCCAAGUAAAAAGACGUUUAACACUAACGUGUCCCUCUCCGAGACUCGUACCCAGUUCAGGUGUCCUCUGCCCUCUAGAACCUUCUCUCUCUCUCUCUCUCUCUCUCUCUCUCUCUUUUUGUUGGGUCUCCACUGUGCGGUCGGUCGGUCAGUCAGUCAGUCGAUUGGUUGGUUCAGGGCCAUUAAAUGGAGUCAGUUGGCAUUGACUUUCUUUCACUGUUGUAAAUUGCAUCAUAGUUAGCUUCACAGGAAAUGAGUAUAUGGGUUUAUAAACUUUAACAGAGGUUGCCUAUCAGAGUGAGGAUGUAUGAGGAUUUACAUACCUAUUAAAUGUUGCUUUUUUUUCUUCUA
Molecule: messenger RNA, 8900 nt
Organism: Astyanax mexicanus (Mexican tetra)
Lineage: Eukaryota; Metazoa; Chordata; Actinopteri; Characiformes; Acestrorhamphidae
Gene: csnk1g2a
Product: casein kinase 1, gamma 2a
Exons: 12
Coding region: 636-1988 (450 amino acids)
Biological process (GO): signal transduction; endocytosis; peptidyl-serine phosphorylation
Cellular component (GO): plasma membrane; cytoplasm; nucleus
Molecular function (GO): ATP binding; protein serine/threonine kinase activity
Source: RefSeq, a predicted model, not a curated record